This is a messenger RNA of Linderina pennispora, 1347 nucleotides long. RefSeq lists its product as uncharacterized. Gene Ontology annotation, cellular component: membrane. The transcript has a single exon. The record is from RefSeq and is a predicted model, not a curated record. Gene Ontology annotation, molecular function: G protein-coupled receptor activity. Bases 1 to 1347 code for a protein of 448 amino acids. Gene Ontology annotation, biological process: G protein-coupled receptor signaling pathway. Lineage: Eukaryota; Fungi; Kickxellomycota; Kickxellomycetes; Kickxellales; Kickxellaceae.
AUGGCUGCUCAGAUCGGAUACCACCUGGACCCGAUCGGCAAACACGACCUGGCAGUUAUAUGUGUGUUCUCGGCCAUAUAUGCGCUGGAUUUGUUGGCCGUGUUGUAUCUCAUCCGGAACCGCAACUACCCGUCACUCAAAUCGAAGAGCCCCGGAAUCCUAGUUGCAGCGUACUUUUCCAGUAUCCUCUGGUUUGUUGGGGACAUUCAAGUGAAUGGGCUCGUUCAUCUGCACGGAACCCCAUUGACCAACUGCAAGCUGUUUGGUGUGUGGCUGCGCAUUAUCCUUGGUGUGUGCACUGUCAGCUCCCUGGUUGCCUUACGGGCGUACAGCCUGUUCCGCGUGUUCAAGCAGAAUCGGCCAUUCAAGGGGCUGGGCAUGUAUAUUCCUUUUAUCAUUUACAGCAUAUGGCUCGUAUCGUACGGUAUCGUUUCGCAGGUGCUGGCACCAAGCAUUACGAUAAAGUACAUGGAUAUACUUGAUGUCUGUGUGUACACACAUGCCUACAAAGCCUCACUAUUCAUCUUCUUGUGGAUCACCUGGCUAUACGUUGCUGCUGUAAACUGGAAGAUCCGCAAUAUCAAGAGCUCGUUCAACGAGAGCCGCGAGAUGGGAUUCAGCUGUGCAGUCGUAUUUGCUGUCUUGACGUUUACCACCGUACUCAAGUACGUGCGACCGGCGUAUCUGUUUGACCGAAAGCUGCGGCUCGUUACCACCAGUCUUGACCAUAUUGCCGUGAAUCUUGUGUGGUGGCGGCUUGCUGGAGUUCCCCUGGUUAACUGCAUGCUCAGACAGAAGCAGUACUUGCAUUACUGGACGAACAAGUUGUCAGAAGACGGGCUGCAGCAAAAGUACGAUGUUGGGUCCUAUGUGAUCAGUAACAGCAGCAUACUGUAUUCUGAGAAGCUGUCUCAAAUCGGCUCAUACAGAGCUGGACAGAGUAAGUUUGAGCACGAGAGCCGUCCUGACAGCCCGAUCGCGUGGUCCUCACACAAUAUCAGCAGUCCUGAAGUCGGCAACUACACAACUGCCGAGCCUACAAAGCCUGCUACGGCAGCCACGCUGGUAGAUUCUAGUCUCCCACCAAAUGCUCUAUUUGAUCUGAGAAAGACGGACCCACGCAAGACUAUACGACGCAAAGAGCAUUUGCGACAUGCAAGCGCUGCAAAGGAUCAAGUAUUUCUCCCUGUGCGGCCGAUGUCGCCCUCUCCAGUGUACCCGAACAUCUCGCCACCGCCCUCUGCAUAUCGGCUGACCGACCGAACCCCAGGAUUUGUGUACAUGUGGGGCCAGGAUAGCGAUAAUGCGAGUCUUGAAUACCUACAGGCUGGUCGCCGUUUAAUUUAG